CCCGCGCGCCGCCCGCCGCCGUUUCGGUUUCAUUUCCGGCGGCCCCGGGCCCGGAGCGGCGGCGCCGAGCGGAGCCCCCGGCGCUGCCCCCCGCUCCCGCCCAGGGUGGCCACACCCCCGGGCUCGGCGUGAACCGAGCGCCCCCGCCCCGCACACACACACCGCUCCUCCCCCGCCUGCGCCGGCACAGAGAAAGGGAAGGGAGGCGGCGCCGGGCCCGGGUCCCCCGCACCGCGCACAACAUGGAGGAGCUGGUGGUGGAGGUGCGGGGCUCCAACGGGGCCUUCUACAAGGCAUUUGUAAAGGAUGUGCAUGAAGAUUCAAUAACAGUUUCAUUUGAAAACAACUGGCAACCAGAGAGACAAAUCCCAUUCCAUGAUGUGAGGUUCCCACCACCUGCAGGCUAUAAUAAAGACAUAAAUGAAAGCGAUGAAGUAGAGGUUUAUUCCAGGGCAAAUGAAAAAGAACCCUGCUGUUGGUGGUUGGCUAAAGUGAGAAUGAUAAAGGGUGAGUUCUACGUAAUAGAAUAUGCAGCCUGUGAUGCUACAUACAACGAAAUUGUCACAAUUGAGCGUUUGAGAUCUGUGAACCCCAAUAAACCCGCAACAAAAGAUACUUUUCAUAAAAUCAAACUGGCAGUUCCUGAAGAUUUAAGGCAAAUGUGUGCCAAAGAAUCUGCACAUAAGGACUUCAAAAAGGCAGUUGGAGCUUUUUCUGUAACAUAUGAUUCUGAAAACCACCAGCUUAUUAUUUUGUCAAUCAACGACGUGACCACGAAGCGGGCCAACAUGCUGAUUGAUAUGCACUUUCGGAGUCUGCGCACCAAGUUAUCCCUGAUACUGAGAAAUGAAGAAGCCAGCAAACAGCUGGAGAGUUCUAGGCAACUUGCAUCCCGGUUCCAUGAACAGUUUGUAGUACGUGAAGACCUAAUGGGUUUGGCCAUUGGCACUCAUGGUGCUAAUAUUCAGCAAGCCAGAAAAGUCCCUGGAGUGACUGCCAUUGAUCUUGAUGAAGAUACUUGUACAUUCCAUAUUUAUGGAGAGGAUCAAGAUGCGGUGAAAAAGGCAAGAAGUUACCUUGAAUUUGCUGAAGAUGUCAUACAAGUCCCAAGGAAUUUAGUAGGAAAAGUAAUAGGAAAAAAUGGAAAAUUGAUUCAGGAGAUAGUGGACAAAUCCGGCGUUGUAAGAGUGAGAAUUGAGGCUGAAAAUGAUAAAAAUAUUCCACAAGAAGAGGGCAUGGUACCAUUUGUGUUUGUAGGAACCAAGGAUAGCAUCACUAAUGCAACUGUUCUUCUGGAUUAUCAUCUUAAUUAUUUAAAGGAAGUGGACCAGCUGCGUUUGGAAAGAUUGCAAAUUGAUGAGCAACUGCGACAGAUCGGAGCCACUUCCAGGCCCCCCUCGAACCGCCCGGACAAGGACAAAGGGUACACGACCGACGACGGGCCCGGCCUCGGCCGCGGCAGCCGCCCCUACCGGAACCGCGGCCACAGCCGGCGUGGGCCAGGCUAUGCUUCAGGAACUAAUUCUGAAGCAUCAAAUGCUUCUGAAACAGAGUCUGAUCACAGAGACGAGCUGAGCGAUUGGUCGGCGGCCCCGGCAGAGGAGGAGCGGGACAAUUACCUGCGCAGGGGGGACGGGCGGAGGCGCGGCGGCGGCGCCCGAGGCCAGGGCGGGCGGGGCCGCGGAGGAUUCAAAGGCAAUGAUGAACAGUCGCGAACAGACAACCGUCAGCGUAACUCAAGAGAGGCAAAAGGGAGGACAGCGGACGGGUCUCUUGAGAUCAGAAUUGACUGCAAUAAUGAAAGGAGUGUCCACACUAAAACCUUACAGAAUACCUCGAGUGAAGGCAGCCGGCUGCGCACGGGCAAGGAGCGGAACCCCAAGAAGGAGAAGACGGACAGCGCGGACGCUCAGCAGCCGCUGGUCAACGGAGUCCCCUAAACUGCAUAACUCUGAAGUCAUACUUCCUAUACUGUUUCAGUAAUUCCUAUUCCAUGUUAGAGAAACUUGUUAGGCCAAAGACAAAAUAGUAGGCAAGAUGGCGCAGGGCAUGAAAUGAACAUAUGUUCUCUGUUAGCCUUUUUUAACAUCAACAGUAUGCAGUUGUUUUCAGAAUAAGAAGUUAUUCAAAUAUUUGCAUAAAAAUACCUGAACUUCUGAAAAUCGCUUCCAAGUACAUAUUGCAGUUCAAAAGAUGAAAGAUUCUUUUUUGUUUGUUUUAAAAAUACUGAGCUGUGCAUUGGUAAACUUUCUGUUCAGUUGUACCAUUUUAACACAUCGGGUCAAAUUCACUGCUCAAUUUCAAUUUUCAGAAUAAAUAGUGUUUGCAGUAAUCAAAUUGGCUUCUGUUUUCAAUCUAACUUACCAGUUCUUCAUGAAAUGCUAUGUCGUUUUAUGUCCUGUGUCAGUUCACAUUCUGGUCCACCUUUUUCAAUAUUUUGGUGGACCCUGAAAUCUGUGUGAUGUAACAAUUGUCAUUUUCAUUAGCAAAAAAGUUGUAUGAUCUGUGCCUUUUUUAUAUCUUGGCAGGUAGGAAUAUUAUAUUUGGAUGCAGAAAUCAGGGAAGAUGAGUUGGUAACACUAAAUGUAAAAUAUAUGUAGCAAUCCUUGUCAGACGUUAGUACUUUAUAGACAAGUGCAUGCUUUCCAUAAUUUUUCCUUACAUAAACAUUCAGUUAGGCAGUUAUAAGAAUAGGAAAUUUAUUUUGCACUGAAGAUUUGGCAAAUAGUGUUAUUGAAAAAGGGGUGUAAUUUUUUUCUUUGUAGGCAGUACAGGAGCUUUUUUUUAAAAAAAAAACCUAAAAAAAAAAUCUUUCCAUUGUGGAAAACUAAAAAAUUCAUUGUUACUGAGGGAACAAGUGUAACAUGUUCACAAGCUAGUAAUGGGUGCCUGCUGUUUGGCCAGAUGACCAGCCUAAAGCAUUGAUGGUUUUCAUCCUCCCAAAAUUUUUGAAUUGCUGUUUUUAAUUUGGGGGCUAUUUCAGGAGAGGUAAGAAGAAAGUCACCACAUGUUAUGCCCUGGCAACUACAGAUACAGUAGUUGAAAUAUUGAAGGUAAAAUAAAAGUUCUUCAUAUUUUGAGCUGCAGGGUCCUAAUUACCAGCCAAUAUGAAGGUGUCACAGAAUUUGAUGCAAAGUACAGCUGUACACCAGGGAAGGGUGGGAAGUGGUGGGAGGAGCUGUGCUUUCUUUCAUUUCUGAUCACAUGUUAAACUUACUGGGCACAACUGCAUAAGGACCUUCAUUUUAGUCCAUUUUUGUUCAGAUUUCUCCAGAAGGAGAGCCACUGUUUAUGUACAGAAUUGUACAAACUUGACCUUGCCUCUGAUGUAUUUUGUGAGUUUUGUUUCUUUGCUUUCUUCAUUCUUUUUUUUCCUUGCAUACAGGUGAGCAUACUAAAACUGGCAACGAACUGCACAUGAUUUAACAAAUAUAAAAAUGUCUUAAAAAGUAUUGCCAAACAUUAAUGUUGAUUUCUAGUUAUUUAUUUUGGGAAUGUAUAGUAUUUGAAAACAGAAAUUGGUACCUUGCACACAUCAUCUGUAAGCUGUUUGGUUUAAAAUACUGUAGAUAAUUAACCAAGGUAGACUGACCUUGUAAUGUAACUGCUCUUGGGCAAUAUUCUCUGUACAUAUUAGCUACAACAGAUUGGAUUUUAUGUUGACAUUUGUUUGGUUAUAGUGCAAUAUAUUUUGUAUGCAAGCAGUUUCAAUAAAGUUUGAUCUUCCUCUGCUAACUGAUGUUGAUGCAAUCCUUAUGAAUGAUUGCUUUAAAAAAUCUCAACUGACAGAAAGUAGGAAGUAUUUCUUUGUUUAGACUUUAACUGUAGCCAUUGUUUAUUUACACAUUUUAGAAAAGUCUCAGAUAUUACCAGAUCUCAAAAAUACAGCACAAAAUGCUCAAGAAGACACAAUCUCCUCAUGGAAUGGUACAGUACCUGUUGAGUGGUCACACUUCAUGCACUCAUUUCUCACAUUCAGUGGUUGAGUUCACUAAGGUGCUAACCCAGGUAAAUGUGAAAUUCCUAAACCAGAGUCUGACUAAUUGGCUGCAUUCCAUUUCCACGUGGGUUUUGGGGUUAUGACCUUUUUCAGUAUUUGUAUACUUCACAUAUAUCCCUUUCAGUUCAUAUUCCAGUGAUUUUAGAUGUUAUUAAAUUUCAACAAAUUAACCUGUGAAUCUAAAUGUACACUUUUAUUUUGAAAAGUCAUGUUGUUACAAAACUUGAAAGUGCAACAAAUGUCUGAUGCUUGAGUUCAGGUCCAUCCUAUUGGUAACUAUUAUAAAGUACGGUCUAAUGAAUUAAAAUUAUUUUUAAAAUAAAGUUCUUUGAAAGAGUGAGAGAUAUUUGUGAAUCAUGCCAAAGUCUGAAUUCAGGAAGGUUGAGCUCAAAGCCUAUGAAUUAACAAAUGCUGAAAAAAAUAGAAAGUUUGUGUUUCUGUUGUUUACUGAAUGCAUUUUUGUUAAUGAUGGGUGGGGAGUUAAGAUAUUCAGAGUUGUUAUUAAAACUUUGUCAAGGAAAAAAAUCUCUCUAUUCAGCUUUUUUUUAAGCAGAUAAAAAUCUCUUUAUGAGCACUCAUGAGUUCAAGAAGAUACUAGGUUUAGUUUCAUGAAUACAGGAGUUAUUUGAAUCAGUUACUGAGGAGCUUUUUCAGCCCUUCUUUGUCCCUAAUAUCAAAUAUUGUGUACCAUGUCCAGGAAGGACAUUGAGUGCUCUGAGUAUGGGACUGAGUGUAGACCUUACUUCUUCCUACAAGCACUUACUUACUGUGAAAGGCAGCUUAUUUUCCUGAACUUGCAGUAUGUUUCCCUGCAAAACCCUUCAAUAUUGAACAUUAAAAGGAAAAAAUUUAGUUUCCAGUGAGUAUUCCUCAGUCAUUUCAGGAGUCCUGCUGUUCAGUUUGCUAAGUUCUCUGCUAAUCUGCAAGAGAAGAUGGGUGUUACAUACUUUUAUCCUAUGUAUUGUUAAAGGUUUUUUCUGUUCCCAGAAGCAGCAAGACUUACAGUGGAAUACCUGUGUUAAGGGGUGGGAGAGAUGUGUUGCUGGUUCUGGUGGCUACUUAAAAGAAUUUUUUAAAAAGUGAUGAGGCUGAGCUUGUUGUUUCCACAGUAGUGUGUACUAAGCUUGUUCAUCAUUCACUUGAACUUAACAGAUUUUCAUCCUAAAAGAUACCAGUCACAGUCUUCUCCAGACAUUCACACCCAUGAAAUUGGGUGACUAGGGGUGUUUGCACAGUUAAGAUAUUAAGGUAGCUUAAUGUAUGUUAGGAAAAGUGAGGUUAGACCUCCUGAGCUUCGUGUUCUGAGUAGAUACCACUUGGAUCACAAGGUUCUCCUUGCCAGAGGUUCAUUAGACUUAAGCACAAUGUGAGUUUCUCAUAUUUUUAUGCUGUGAUUUACAGAAACAGCUGUAAGCAACUCUGGCAGUGUGAGUCUUUGAUAGAGGACUGUGGAUCUUUUGCCUGCAUGGGGGAAGAAUCUGGUUUUCUACAAAUUUUUUAAAAUGCAUCGCAUAUCUGUCACUUGUGCUUUCACAGUUACAAAGGUCAUUCAUCUCAAAUAGUUUGAUAGAAAUAAUUGCUGUUAAACCCAGAUGAGUCAGUUUGCCAUGAUUAUUCUUUUUUUACAUUGUUUAAAAAUUACUUUACAAUAGACUUUAAAGCAGUAUUUUUUGUGUGCUUUGAGUACUGUAUAGAAUUGGAUUAUAAGAAAGAGCAACAAUCAUAGGUAAUUUUGUGUAUCGACUGAAAAUUCAGUAGGAAAAAAUGUUUACAGUUUUGCACUGCAUUUAGGAAACUGGUUUCCAAUAAAAUCAGUUAAUUUAAAGCAAAAAA
Molecule: messenger RNA, 5833 nt
Organism: Camarhynchus parvulus
Lineage: Eukaryota; Metazoa; Chordata; Aves; Passeriformes; Thraupidae
Gene: FMR1
Product: FMRP translational regulator 1
Exons: 15
Coding region: 243-1940 (565 amino acids)
Biological process (GO): regulation of modification of synaptic structure; regulation of dendritic spine development; central nervous system development
Cellular component (GO): neuronal ribonucleoprotein granule; growth cone; neuronal cell body
Molecular function (GO): mRNA 3'-UTR binding; protein homodimerization activity; translation regulator activity
Source: RefSeq, a predicted model, not a curated record